GUCCGAGGUUUACUGGGGCGCUUGAAUUAUAUUGCCAGAUUCAUAUCGCAGCUCACCGCCAUUUGUGAGCCGUUGUUUAAACUCUUGCGCAAAAACCAAACUGAUCGGUGGAAUGAGGAUUGCCAAGAGGCUUUUGGAAGGAUCAAAAAGUGCCUAAUGAAUCCUCCCGUGCUUAUGCCACCAGUACCUGGAAGGCCUCUCAUUUUGUACAUGACAAUCUUGGACGAGUCGAUGGGGUGUAUGCUGGGGCAACAUGACGAAUCCGGGAAGAAAGAGCGCGCUGUUUACUACCUAAGUAAGAAGUUCACGACCUGUGAGAUGAAUUACUCCUUGCUCGAAAGAACGUGUUGUGCUUUAGUAUGGGCAUCCCAUCGCCUAAGGCAGUACAUGCUGAGUCAUACUACCUGGUUGAUAUCCAAAAUGGACCCGGUUAAGUACAUCUUUGAAAAGCCACUCGAUCUCCUUGAGGAAAGAUUGAGGGCUGUGGAAGGAUUUGGGGACUAUCCAUUUGCAGACAUGACGGAUCUUUGCUUAGUACCCGAUGUUGUUAUUCCCCCGAAGUUCAAAGUGCCGGACUUCGACAAGUAUAAAGGGACGACUUGUCCCAAAAACCAUCUCAAAAUGUACUGCCGUAAGAUGGGCGCUCAUUCUAAAGAUGAAAAGCUGUUGAUACACUUCUUUCAGGAUAGCUUGGCCGGAGCUGCGGUAGUGUGGUACACUAAUUUGGAAGCUUCCCGUAUCCGUACUUGGAAGGAUCUGAUUACCGCCUUCCUAAGGCAGUAUCAGUACAAUUCUGAUAUGGCUCCUGACCGUACUCAACUGCAGAAUAUGUUUAAGAAAGAGGGUGAAACCUUUAAAGAAUAUGCGCAGCGAUGGAGGGAUUUGGCGGCACAAGUAGCUCCUCCCAUGGUUGAGAGAGAGAUGAUCACCAUGAUGGUAGACACUCUGCCAGUGUUCUACUAUGAGAAGCUAGUGGGUUACAUGCCGUCCAGCUUUGCGGAUCUGGUGUUUGCCGGGGAAAGAAUCGAGGUUGGAUUGAAGAGACUUCGGAUAAUUCAGCAGAGCGAAUUCAAGGUUAUCGAACAGCUCAACAAAACCCCGGCUAGGGUCUCGCUGUUGGAGUUACUUAUGAGCUCCGAGCCUCAUCGGGCUCUGCUAGUAAAAGUGCUGAACGAGGCUCACGUGGCCCAAGAUAUUUCGGUAGAAGGUUUCGGAGGGCUGGUCAACAAUAUCACUGCCAACAACUAUCUUGCCUUCGCCGAAGAAGAAAUCCCCGCCGAGGGGAGAGGGCAUAAUAAGGCUUUACACGUAUCGGUCAAGUGUAUGGACCAUAUCGUAGCCAAGGUACUCAUCGAUAAUGGUUCCAGUUUAAACGUGAUGCCUAAGAGCACUUUGGACAAGUUACCAUUCAAUGCUUCCCACUUAAAACCAAGUUCAAUGGUGGUUCGGGCCUUCGACGGCACUCGCCGAGAGGUUAGGGGAGAGAUCGAUCUCCCAGUACAAAUAGGCCCUCACACCUGUCAAGUCACCUUCCAAAUAAUGGAUAUUAACCCCCCCUACAGCUGCCUGUUGGGGCGCCCGUGGAUCCACUCAGUGGGAGUUGUGCCUUCUACACUCCACCAAAAGCUGAAAUUCGUAGUGGAGGGGCACUUGGUCAUCGUGUCAGGCGAGGAAGAUAUCUUGGUAAGCUGCCCAUCCUCCAUGCCUUACGUGGAAGCCGCAGAAGAAUCGUUAGAAACCGCUUUCCAGUCUUUUGAGGUGGUCGAGCAAGAAAUGAAUCAAACGGAAGAUGAAGGAGAUGAGGAUGUGGGACUUCCUUCGGAACUAGAAAGAAUGGUCGCCCAUGAGGACCAAGAAAUGGGGCCUCAUCAAGAAGAAACAGAGCUAGUAGACUUAGGAAUUGGCAGUGGAAAGAGGGAAGUAAAGAUAGGUACAGGCAUUACCGCACCUAUCCGUGAAGAAUUAAUAAUCCUGCUAAAAGACUACCAAGACAUCUUUGCUUGGUCAUACCAAGAUAUGCCCGGUUUGAGUUCUGACAUUGUGCAGCACCGAUUACCUCUAAAUCCCGGGUGUUCCCCAGUAAAACAGAAAUUGAGGAGGAUGAAGCCCGAAACAUCCUUGAAGAUAAAAGAAGAAGUGAAGAAGCAAUUUGACGCUGGAUUUCUGGCCGUCGCUCGGUAUCCAGAAUGGGUUGCCAACAUCGUACCAGUUCCUAAAAAAGAUGGGAAAGUACGAAUGUGUGUAGAUUACCGGGACCUGAAUCGGGCCAGUCCCAAGGACAAUUUUCCUUUACCACACAUCGAUAUCCUCGUAGAUAACACGGCCAAUUUCGCUUUAUUUUCCUUCAUGGACGGUUUCUCUGGUUACAAUCAGAUAAAGAUGGCGCCCGAGGAUAUGGAAAAGACUACUUUCGUCACCCUGUGGGGAACGUUCUGUUACAAGGUGAUGUCCUUUGGACUCAAGAAUGUCGGGGCAACUUAUCAACGGGCCAUGGUAGCUUUGUUCCAUGAUAUGAUGCAUCAAGAGAUCGAGGUCUACGUGGACGACAUAAUUGCUAAAUCUAAAUCUGAGGAAGAACACCUUGUCAACCUGCGGAAGUUGUUCGAAAGGCUUAAGAAAUAUCAAUUGAGGUUGAACCCCGCUAAGUGUACCUUUGGGGUCAAAUCAGGGAAAUUGCUUGGUUUCGUUGUAAGCCAGAAAGGGAUAGAGGUAGACCCCGAAAAAGUGAAGGCUAUCCUUGAGAUGCCAGAACCCCGUACAGAGAGGCAAGUCCGAGGUUUACUGGGGCGCUUGAAUUAUAUUGCCAGAUUCAUAUCGCAGCUCACCGCCAUUUGUGAGCCGUUGUUUAAACUCUUGCGCAAAAACCAAACUGAUCGGUGGAAUGAGGAUUGCCAAGAGGCUUUUGGAAGGAUCAAAAAGUGCCUAAUGAAUCCUCCCGUGCUUAUGCCACCAGUACCUGGAAGGCCUCUCAUUUUGUACAUGACAAUCUUGGACGAGUCGAUGGGGUGUAUGCUGGGGCAACAUGACGAAUCCGGGAAGAAAGAGCGCGCUGUUUACUACCUAAGUAAGAAGUUCACGACCUGUGAGAUGAAUUACUCCUUGCUCGAAAGGACGUGUUGUGCUUUAGUAUGGGCAUCCCAUCGCCUAAGGCAGUACAUGCUGAGUCAUACUACCUGGUUGAUAUCCAAAAUGGACCCGGUUAAGUACAUCUUUGAAAAGCCAGCUCUCACAGGACGAAUCGCCCGGUGGCAAGUCUUGCUAUCUGAGUUUGAUAUAGUCUACGUCACCCAAAAGGCGAUAAAAGGAAGCGCUUUGGCAGAUUAUUUGGCUCAACAGCCUCUUAACGACUACCAGCCCAUGCAUCCGGAAUUUCCGGAUGAGGACAUCAUGGCCUUGUUCGAGGAAAAGUUGGACGAAGAUCGGGACAAAUGGACUGUAUGGUUUGACGGAGCGUCAAACAUUCUAGGUCAUGGCGUUGGGGCAGUGCUGAUCUCUCCGGACAAUCAAUGUGUACCUUUCACAGCCAGGCUAGGAUUCGACUGCACCAACAACAUGGCCGAAUAUGAAGCAUGUGCCCUAGCCGUCCAGGCAGCAAUUGACUCCGAUGUCAAACUACUCAAGGUGUACGGCGACUCAGCGUUGGUAAUCCAUCAGCUGAGAGGGGAAUGGGAAACUAGAGAUCCCAAGCUGAUACCCUACAAAGCCUACAUCAAGGAAUUGGCUAAGACUUUCGAUGAGAUCUCCUUCCAUCAUGUUCCCCGCGAGGAAAAUCAAAUGGCGGAUGCACUUGCUACGUUGGCAUCUAUGUUCCAGCUAACACCGCACGGGGACCUACCCUACAUUGAAUUUCAGUGUCGUGGCAAACCCGCACAUUGUUGCCAAGUGGAAGAGGAACGGGACGGAAAGCCUUGGUAUUGCGACAUCAAGCGAUAUGUCGAAAGCAAAGAAUACCCGCCAGAGAUUGCCGACAAUGAUAAAAGGACAUUGAGGAGGUUGGCAGCCAGUUUCUUCAUGAGCGGAGGCACACUGUAUAAGAGAAAUCACGACAUGACACUCCUGCGAUGUGUGGAUGCCAAGGAGGCAAAUCACAUGAUCGAGGAAGUCCAUGAGGGCUCGUUUGGAACGCACGCCAACGGGCAUGCUAUGGCCAGGAAGAUCUUAAGAGCAGGUUAUUACUGGCUUACCAUGGAAAGUGAUUGUUGUGUCCAUGUGAGGAAGUGCCACAAAUGUCAAGCAUUCGCGGAUAAUGUCAAUGCCCCACCGCAUCCUCUGAAUGUCAUGUCCGCCCCUUGGCCUUUCUCCAUGUGGGGAAUAGAUGUCAUCGGGGCCAUUGAGCCCAAGGCCUCGAAUGGUCAUCGCUUCAUCCUCGUAGCAAUAGAUUAUUUCACCAAGUGGGUCGAGGCGGCUUCAUAUACCAAUGUCACGAGGAAUGUGGUGGUCAGGUUCAUUAAGAAGGAGAUCAUCUGCCGAUAUGGUUUGCCAAGGAAGAUUAUCACGGACAACGGCACCAACCUGAAUAACAAGAUGAUGGGGGAAAUGUGCGAGGAGUUUAAAAUCCAGCAUCACAAUUCCACACCCUACCGGCCAAAGAUGAAUGGAGCCGUGGAAGCAGCCAAUAAGAAUAUCAAAAAGAUUAUCCAAAAGAUGACCGUGUCAUACAAGGAUUGGCACGAGAUGCUCCCAUUCGCGUUACACGGUUACCGGACUUCAGUGCGAACGUCAACUGGGGCAACGCCGUUCUCAUUGGUAUAUGGGAUGGAGGCGGUGUUACCAUUUGAGGUAGAAGUCCCGUCAUUAAGGAUUUUGGCAGAAUCCGGAUUAAAGGAAUCAGAGUGGGCUCAAACACGCUACGAUCAGCUCAACCUCAUUGAGGGUAAGCGCUUAACGGCCAUGAGUCACGGGCGCUUGUACCAGCAAAGAAUGAAGAGCGCGUUCGACAAGAAAGUACGCUUACGCAAGUUCCAUGAGGGAGACCUUGUGCUAAAGAAAAUGUCCCACGCUGUCAAGGACCACCGAGGGAAAUGGGCCCCGAACUACGAAGGGCCUUUUGUUGUGAAGAGGGCUUUCUCCGGAGGGGCCCUGGUGCUUACCAACAUGGAUGGCGAAGAGCUACCUUCACCCGUGAACUCUGAUGUCGUCAAACAAUAUUAUGCUUAG
Glycine soja is the source of this 5157-nucleotide messenger RNA. RefSeq lists its product as uncharacterized. The record is from RefSeq and is a predicted model, not a curated record. Gene Ontology annotation, biological process: DNA integration. The transcript has 4 exons. Gene Ontology annotation, molecular function: RNA-DNA hybrid ribonuclease activity; nucleic acid binding. NCBI's taxonomy places the organism in Eukaryota, Viridiplantae, Streptophyta, Magnoliopsida, Fabales, Fabaceae. The annotation marks the transcript as partial.